Molecule: messenger RNA, 746 nt
Organism: Verticillium alfalfae VaMs.102
Lineage: Eukaryota; Fungi; Ascomycota; Sordariomycetes; Glomerellales; Plectosphaerellaceae
Exons: 1
Coding region: 15-701 (228 amino acids)
Source: RefSeq, a predicted model, not a curated record
GCGAUCAUAUCAUCAUGCUCAAUCGCUGCGUUGGCACACCCGCUGCCUCCGCUGCCUCAGCUUGCGCCAUGUCACCGCCCGGCAACACGCUCUACUUGACGCAGCAAGAGUUUACUAACUUUCGAUAUGACUUCGAAAUGAUACGAACGGGCAUAGAUAAACGCCUGGAUAUCGUUGAAGCCAUUCUGAAACAGCUCCAGGUCCAAGGCCAACAGCUCCAGGUGCAGACCCGACAGACACGCGCGUAUAUGCGGAAUCGAGCAAUCAAGAACCCGACCACCCGCAUCGACACCCUCUCCAUUCUCGCGCCAUCUGGCAUGAUCCUGGAGCCUGAUUUCUUUCCUCGCGACGUCAAGGAGCUCUAUUCGCUCAGAACCCCGACAAUGCCAUCCCAGAAGCGCCUACUCAAUUACCUCGCUCGCUUCUACGACAUAUUGCCAGCACUUCCUGCCUCGACUUCUGAAGACGAGAGCUCCGAAAGCGACACGGAACUCGGGGGCAUGGAACCGGAGUCGAUCGUAGAGAGACUUGAAAACCUUUUUGGGCUGGACUCGGACAAGAUUACAAAAUUCACCGAGCGGGCAGCGAACCACCCACCAAGAGAGUCCAUGCCUUUGGCGUCAGAGAAGCGGUGCCAGCCCAGCGCCCCAAACUCGAACCCGCCUACACAGUCGAUUUUCGACCAAAUCACAACCCUCUAGGACCAGAACCUUCCUCAGACGGUGGUAGGACGCGUCUCGGGUGGG